AUGACAACUAGAAAGAUUAAAGUUAGUUGGGUUAUUGUGGUAUUUGUGGAUUCGAAGGAUUACAGCGUAGUACCGACAAAGUGGUUAGUUCAAAAUGACACAGAUAAUCUAGAAAAUAGUAGUGUACAGUUUUGUAAAUGGCCACUUGGUCGAGUAACCAGUACUGACAUUCAUGACGCCCUAGAUCCAGAACCAACUUGGUUUGAGUAUGGUGUUAAAAUAGUUGGUGGCAAUAAAACAUAUGAUAAUUUUAAAAAAGCAUGGCAUACAAGAGUUGAAAAGGAAUCAGAAAAUGAAGAGGUUCAAUUGAUGACCAAACGUAAGCGUUCAAUAUUUGAUUUGUCAGAUGGUAGCACUGAUGAAGAUCAUUCAGGGUAUUGUAUAACACCUGCAUCUACUUCUGCAUUAAAUUUACCCAGCUAUGAAAAGGAUGUACAGUAUACAGAACUACAACCAGUGAAUAGUUCACCCUUACUAAAACAAUGUACAAUGCAACCAAAUAAAACAUUACCAUCAUUAUUAUCGGAUCAAAUGAGUAAGAAAUCUUCAGUGGACCAAUUACCAUAUUAUGAUCAGUCAAGUUCAGUCUACCAACCACCUCAAGAUGAACAAUAUACAAGUGCACAGAAUAUACAGCAAUUAUAUACCACUCCAAACACCAAUACUUAUGGUAACAUUAUUAAACUUUAA
Molecule: messenger RNA, 690 nt
Organism: Macrosiphum euphorbiae (potato aphid)
Lineage: Eukaryota; Metazoa; Arthropoda; Insecta; Hemiptera; Aphididae
Source: the annotation of a GenBank genome assembly